Messenger RNA from Microthlaspi erraticum, 285 nucleotides. Lineage: Eukaryota; Viridiplantae; Streptophyta; Magnoliopsida; Brassicales; Brassicaceae. The record is from the annotation of a GenBank genome assembly.
AUGCCUCUCCUUGACCAGCUCCACCUACAAGUCACAGCUUACAACACUAGGCACCAAAGAGGAAGAAAGCUUAGUGUUGGAGGGGUGAUCACACCUAUCUUUGUGCAGCUGGAGUCAAUGGACAAGAGAAGGUCUACUCCACCAGGUUGGAUGGACAUCAAGUUUUGCAAGACCAACCUCCUCAUUGAGCACAAGGAGUUGGAUGGGAGUUCCAAUUCAAGUUCACACCCAUUGGCUGGACCCUCCAAGCUUCUCCUGCCCAACCCUGAGCUCACCACAGUCUAG